AUGUCUUCAGGUGUUUAUCAACCAAAUAUAUUCGUAAAAAAAGAAGAAAAACCAUUAUUAGAUGAAAGUUUAACAACAGUUGCUGAUCGACAAAUAUUUUCAAUAAUUGAUCAUUUAAUGGGUUCAAAAAGAAAAUGGUCAGGUAUUAAUAAUCGAUUAAUUCCAAGUGAUGGAUCAGGAAGAUUACCAGGAAUGGGUUCAGCUGGAAUGGCACCAGAGGAAUUACGUUUUGUAUUGGGUAUUGGUCUUGGUGUAUUUACAGCAAGUAUUGAUCCAAUGUCUACGAUUCAAACAGCAACACCAGGUGCAACACCAACACUAAAAGAUGUUUGGCGUGAAAUGCGAACUAGAUCGUUGAGUUAUGCUAAAAAUUUUGCAAUUGUUGGUUUAGUUUUUAGUACAGUUGAAUGUAACAUUGAAUCUUAUCGAGCAAAAUCUGAUAUUCGAAAUGGAACUUAUGCUGGAUUUGUUACGGGUGGUUUACUAGGACUUCGUGCUGGACUUCAAGCGAGUGUCAUUGGUGCAGUCGGUUUUGCUGCUUUUUCUACAGCUAUUGAAUAUUUUCUUUUGAAUUAUCAUUAA
Rotaria sp. Silwood1 is the source of this 582-nucleotide messenger RNA. Lineage: Eukaryota; Metazoa; Rotifera; Eurotatoria; Philodinida; Philodinidae. The record is from the annotation of a GenBank genome assembly.